This is a messenger RNA of Gambusia affinis (western mosquitofish), 1615 nucleotides long. Its product is annotated as NADH dehydrogenase [ubiquinone] flavoprotein 1, mitochondrial-like. The transcript is spliced from 9 exons. Gene Ontology annotation, biological process: mitochondrial electron transport, NADH to ubiquinone. The record is from RefSeq and is a predicted model, not a curated record. Gene Ontology annotation, molecular function: 4 iron, 4 sulfur cluster binding; NADH dehydrogenase (ubiquinone) activity; NAD binding. NCBI's taxonomy places the organism in Eukaryota, Metazoa, Chordata, Actinopteri, Cyprinodontiformes, Poeciliidae. The coding region runs from base 75 to 1577 and encodes 500 amino acids.
UGGAAGCCUAAGAGGAGCAGCAGUCGGAGCUUCAACAGGUUGGAGUGAUCUGAAAGCGGUCGUCUCCCCGCAGGAUGCUGCUGCCGCUGCUGCUGCCUCCGCGGAUGUUGCGGGGCGCUGCGGCGCGACAGGUCGCUCAGAGGCUCACAUACUGCUCAGCGGCGCAUGCGCAGAUGAAACCCAAAAAGACAAAGUUUGGUCCUCUGAGCGAUCAGGACCGGAUCUUUACUAACCUUUAUGGCCGGCAUGACUGGAGACUCAAAGGAGCGCUCAAAAGAGGAGACUGGUACAAGACCAAAGAGAUAAUCCUGAAAGGACCCGAGUGGAUCCUCAACGAGGUGAAGAUCUCAGGCCUCAGAGGCAGAGGGGGUGCAGGAUUCCCCACUGGGAUGAAGUGGAGCUUCAUGAACAAACCCAGUGACGGCAGGCCCAAGUACCUGGUAGUGAAUGCAGAUGAGGGGGAACCUGGGACGUGUAAAGACCGAGAGAUUCUGCGUCACGACCCCCAUAAGCUCAUUGAGGGCUGCCUCAUUGCUGGAAGAGCCAUGGGGGCUCGGGCGGCUUACAUCUACAUCAGAGGAGAGUUUUACAAUGAAUCAUCAAAUCUGCAGGUGGCUAUUAAUGAGGCAUACAAGGCCAGGCUGAUCGGGAAGAAUGCCUGUGGUUCAGGGUAUGACUUGGAUGUGUUUGUGAUGCGCGGGGCCGGCGCCUACAUCUGCGGAGAGGAGACGGCACUCAUUGAGUCUCUUGAGGGCAAGCAAGGCAAACCUCGUCUGAAGCCACCUUUCCCUGCAGAUGUAGGCGUCUUUGGAUGCCCAACAACAGUGGCCAACGUGGAGACCGUCGCUGUGGCGCCUGCGAUCUGUCGCCGUGGCGGAGCUUGGUUUGCCAGCUUUGGGAGGGAGAGGAACUCUGGGACGAAGCUGUUCAACAUCUCGGGUCACGUGAACUUCCCGUGCACCGUGGAGGAAGAGAUGUCGAUUCCUUUGAGGGAGCUCAUCGAGAGACAUGCAGGUGUGUGUUCAGUUAAGAUCUCUGUCGAUGUCUGCUCUACUGAGCUUCAAAAUGAUUUUGUGCUUGAUGCAGGAGGAGUGAGGGGAGGCUGGGGCAAUCUAUUAGGAGUGAUUCCAGGAGGGUCCUCCACUCCCAUCAUCCCUCAGCACGUAUGUAACGACGUUCUGAUGGAUUUUGAUGACCUGGUCCGCGCGCAGACGGCAUUGGGAACUGCAGCGGUUAUAGUCAUGGACAAAUCAACAGAUGUGAUUCGAGCUAUUGCACGUUUGGUUGAGUUUUAUAAGCACGAGAGCUGUGGCCAGUGCACCCCCUGCAGGGAAGGAGUGGACUGGAUGGAUAAAAUGAUGUGGCGGUUUGUGCGAGGAGACGCAGCCGUGUCAGAAAUCGACAUGAUCUGGGAGCUCAGCAAACAGAUCGAGGGUCACACUAUUUGUGCCCUGGGAGACGGAGCGGCUUGGCCUGUUCAGGGUCUAAUACGCCACUUUCGGACGGACAUGGAGAACCGCAUUGCUCAGCAUAAAGAGAAAAAUCCUCCAAGGAAGCAGGAGAGUGAGAUGAUCUGAACUGGGAAGUUUCCUGCAUUUUAUCCAACACAAUAAUA